Messenger RNA from Clunio marinus, 336 nucleotides. The record is from the annotation of a GenBank genome assembly. NCBI's taxonomy places the organism in Eukaryota, Metazoa, Arthropoda, Insecta, Diptera, Chironomidae.
AUGGAAGACUACAAUAAACAAAAGAUAAACAACAGCAACAGAUACUUGUUCUUAGUUCUAGUUGCUCAUGCUUAUGAUCUUUACGUUUUCGACAUUCGCAAACAACCUUGGAUACCGUUAUCAAAUACGAAUUAUAAAAUAGCAAAGUCUGAAAAUAUAAUAACAACGGCUAGAGAGCUGGAUAUUGAGACAAAUUCAUAUACAUAUCAUAUCAGAGUGUUUCAUUUGGAUCCCAAAAUAUGGCUUAGCAACAUUAACAUUAAUGUGCAAUCCAAUGUACUGAUUACUAUUAAUCGAGCAUUAGCUUACAUUUCUACUUCUGCUGAUUUUUAUUGA